GGAAUCCUGGAGCCUGGGACAGACCUCUCCACUCCUGCAGCGCCCAAAGCAGAGUACUUGUCCUCUGCAGAUCUGGAAGAGGGAUCCACCACUGGUCCUGGAAGGGGAUCUUACCAGUCCUGGAAGCCUGGAGAGCCUUUAUUUUCCUUCUGUUGGAUCUAAUCUGCACCGAGAGGAGAGAUGUACCAGAGCCUUGCUCUCACCUCCAACCACGGCCAGUCCGCCUAUACUCAUGACUCGGCCAACUUCCUCCACCAGACCACCAGCCCUCCGGUUUACGUCCCCACCAGCCGGGUGCCGGCCAUGCUGCAGCCGCUGCCUUACCUGCAGAGCUGUGAGAGUGCCCACCAAGGGCACCACCCCCACCUGGGCAGCCACCCGGGGUGGCCACAGACAGCCAACGAGAGCCACGCUUUCAACGGCAGCAGCCCCCAUACCCCCUCCGGCUUCACCUACUCCCACAGCCCACCGAUGGGCAACAACACUGGCAGGGAGGCAGCCUACCACCACCAGAGCCCCUUGAUGCUGAGCGGGGGCACGCGGGAACAGUAUGGCAACGCGCUGGUGCGCUCAGUCAAUGGCUCUUACUCCACACCGUACCCCUAUGUCAGCCCGGAGAUGGCACCUACCUGGGCACCAGGGCAUUUUGACAGCACCAUGCUGCACACUUUGCAGGGCAGAUCGGCCUUGUCUGGCAGGAGACCCAGCCUAGAAUUCUUCGAAGAUUUCCAUGCCGAGGGCAGGGAAUGCGUCAACUGCGGCGCGAUGUCUACACCUCUGUGGAGACGGGAUGGCACUGGACACUACCUGUGUAAUGCCUGCGGACUGUACCACAAAAUGAAUGGAAUCAACAGGCCACUUGUGAAGCCUCAGAAAAGGCUGUCUUCCUCUCGACGCGCUGGACUCUGCUGUACAAAUUGCCACACGACCACCACAACCUUGUGGAGGCGAAACUCGGAAGGAGAACCAGUAUGCAACGCCUGUGGCCUUUACAUGAAACUUCACGGGGUUGCUCGUCCUCUAGCCAUGAAGAAAGAAAUCAUACAGACACGAAAGAGGAAGCCCAAAAGCUUAAAAGGAAAGACUUCCACAGGGUCAUCAGCUUCAGCUAACACCUCACCAUCUUCAGUUACAACAGACACCACACCGGUAUUAAAAACAGAACAUGCUCUGUCUGUACAGUACACAGGGCAGGGGAUGGGAGCUUCUUCCCAGGGUCAUAGCCAAACAGAUGAUCUUGUACCUGGGUCCCAUGAGCUAAAAUUUAUUUCAGAUGAAUAUCCCUUCAGUCAAACUGGCUUGAGCCAACAGUCGGGACUUAAUGUUCCCCUCCGUCAGGACUCAUGGUGUGCACUAGCUCUUGCUUAAAUUAAAACUGCUUUGGAGCAGUGAGACAGUUGUGUCUGAACUAGGCCUGUGCCAACGGGGCUUUUCUCAGCAAAAUACUAUAAAGCGAAACAAGAUGGGAACUUCGGGGUUACAAUCAAUGGCUGCGGGUCUGGAAACCUCAGAAAGAACAGGCGCUGCUGGUAUGAAAUCUGGUGUUCCCAAUAUCCUACACCUCAGGAGGAGAAGACCACUUUCCCCCGAAGGAGAACGUAGCGUCUUGUAUGAGAUCCAGAAGGUGAUGGGACAUGGUCAGGACAAUCACAGAUAACAGAAAAUUAUUCGCAAUUUGCCUUUUUUGGAAGCCUUAAAUUGUCACGGCUACAGGGGAAUCUUCUUAACCAAAUUCCUUGAUGUCUUCGACAAUCAAAAGCAAAAAAAAACAAACCAAAUUUC
This is a messenger RNA of Nanorana parkeri, 1782 nucleotides long. RefSeq names its product GATA binding protein 5 (gene GATA5). The coding region runs from base 181 to 1368 and encodes 395 amino acids. The record is from RefSeq and is a predicted model, not a curated record. NCBI's taxonomy places the organism in Eukaryota, Metazoa, Chordata, Amphibia, Anura, Dicroglossidae. Gene Ontology annotation, molecular function: RNA polymerase II cis-regulatory region sequence-specific DNA binding; DNA-binding transcription factor activity, RNA polymerase II-specific; zinc ion binding. Gene Ontology annotation, cellular component: nucleus. The transcript is spliced from 7 exons. Gene Ontology annotation, biological process: cell fate commitment; cardiac muscle tissue development; negative regulation of transcription by RNA polymerase II.